This is a messenger RNA of Racocetra persica, 417 nucleotides long. NCBI's taxonomy places the organism in Eukaryota, Fungi, Glomeromycota, Glomeromycetes, Diversisporales, Gigasporaceae. The record is from the annotation of a GenBank genome assembly.
AUGGGUAAUUCAAAUGCAAAAUCUAGAGAUAUUUCCAUCAAAGAUGACUUCAAACGUUAUAAAUCCUACGGAAAAUGUAAAGUAUGUAAACGUUACAAUACGAACGUCGCUUGGUGCCAAUUAUGUGAUCCUAAAAAGUUGCUCAAAGAAUUUGAAGAUGCAGGAGCCGAUGAGUUAAGAGAUAAAUUCUGGACAUGGAAUGAGAUUAAUAAACAAAUUAAACGACAAUUUGAUGAAUCGGAUAAAAAACAGGAUGAAGAAGAUGAAGCUAAUGAUAGUGAAUUACAAAUACAUCCUGAAGCUGUAUAUACAUGUAGAAUUAUGGAUUUUGGAAAUCUUAAUGAAACUGGAGUAGUCGAGGAAGAAAAUGAGGAAGAGAAUGAGGAGAAUGAGGAAGAGAAUGCAUAUGAAAAAUAA